AGAAUGGCGUGAACAAGGAAGUCAGUAUUUUCGAGUAAGCCAGCGGAAGCUGCCUUUUGUUUUGUUUUGUCUUUGUUUUUGUGUACCAAAUUGACGGUCAUUUUAUUAGCGUAGUUAGCUAGAUUACUUUAUAGUCGACGGGCCGCUUUAUCUGUCUGUGUUAAAGUUAUUUUUUAUUAAAAAAUUAGGCGAUAUUUUGCGUUUACAAGAAGUUAGCUUUUCAGGCUAACAACAGAGCUAGCAGGCCUGAAGGCCAUCUGUCCAUUGUGCUGCCGUCAGUCAGAUACCUUUGCUGUUUUUAAUGAAGCAGCUGGGUUUUAUGGGCGGAUUUUAUUUGGAAACCUUGGAUACCAGAGUGAACAAAGAAGCCGGACCGCUGUCAUCAGUCCAGCGUUAGCUUUACUGGCUGCCGGGUUUACAUUUGUGAGUCGGUCGGCUGACUUCCUCGUUACUAACGCGGCGCUGUCAGGUUCACUGACAAAGGGAAAACAACACAGCACAGCAGAGGACAAGGAGAUCGGAUUAGGAUGUACGCCCCGCCGGGUUCUACUGUCCCUGGAGGCCGGAGGAGGAGAGGAGGCACAUCGCUGCCCAAGCAGCCGGAGCGGAGCCUGGUGUCGGCUCUGCCCGGGGCUCUGUCCAUCACAGCGCUCUGCACGGCUCUGGCUGAACCGGCCUGGCUCCGCAUCCACGGGGGCACCUGUUCGAGACAAGAGCUGGGGGUUUCAGAUGUCCUGGGCUACAUUGACCCCAAGCUUCUGGAUGAUUACUGCGUGAACCCGCAGACCAUCUUGCUGCUCAGGGUAAUUGCUGCCUUUUGUUUCCUGGGAAUCAUCUGCAGUCUGACUGCUUUCCUCUUGGACGUGUUUGGCCCCAAACACCCUGCCCUGAAAAUAACCCGCAGAUAUGCAUUUGCGCAUAUUCUCACAGUGCUGCAGUGUGCCACAGUCAUAGGUUUUUGCUACUGGGCCUCGGAACUGAUCCUGUCCCUACAGCAGCAACACAAAAAGUAUCACGGCUCUCUCAUAUACGUCACUUUUGCCAUCAGCUUCUACCUGGUGGCAGGCGCGGGGGGAGCAUCCAUCCUCGCCACAGCUGCAAAUCUCCUUCGUCACUACCCCACCGAGGAGGAAGAGCAGGCUUUAGAGUUGCUCUCGGAGAUGGAGGACAGCAGUGAAACAUUUCCUGCCGAUUAUGACAUUGCCAAUCAGUUUCAGCCGCCACCCGCGUACACACCCUAAUACCACCAGACUUGCCUUGCUAACACCUUUCUCUCUCAGCACAGCUACUUAGCUUGAUGGGCAAAGCCCCGCUCUUUAUCAAAUGGAUAUCUUUGCAAAAAAUAAGAAUAAAAAAUUUGUCGCAAUGAACACAGUGCGUGCACAUUUGGUGCACAGGCUCCGUGAAUGACAGUGCUCGGGUGCAUGAAAGCUUUCUUUAGUGGUGACAGAAAUUUAUGAGCUAAAUUUUACUUUCACCACUGGAGUUGUUAGUGAAUUGCAUGUAAAUGGCUUUUAGGAUUUGGUCCUUACAUGUAAAGGAAACUAAACAGCUGUAAGUGCGCAACAUGGCUUAUGACAAGUGGUUGAUGGGACAGCCACAGUUCGAUCAUUAUUAGGUAUUAAAUGAGGGCUGUCAGCGGUUGUUUUGCUCUUGAUUGGGCGUGAGUGGAGCUUUGUUUGUGUUAUGGUUUUAAUUUGACAUGCUUGCCAUGUCAGUGUGAUUUUUAUUUUACCAAUACAUUACAGAUGCAGAAAUACACUGACAGAUUCUUUUAAACAUUUAUUUUAUAUAAAAUAUCAAAUGGACCUUAUUUAUUGUCUGUGCAGUCUUUUUUUUUCUUUUGCUUUGUUCAUCUUUCACUAGUUAAGUCUUCUUUGUCCACUUCUGUACUUGAAAUAAGAAAACUGUCAAAAAAAAAUUGUGAGCCAGGUCUUUGUGGAGUUUCAGAACGGAUUGUCGUGUGUGUGUGUGUGUGUGUGUGUGUGUGUGGAGAGCUGGCUGCCACAGAGAAAUGGAGAAACAUGUUUGUAAGUAAGGGUGACAUUUAGUUUUUAAAAAAAAAAAAACCUCACGUUGCUCAUCAUUUUUCUUGUUUGCUUUAAAAGAAAAAAUUAUUUGCACUUUGUGAUUACCAGAUGUGACUGUUUUAGUGUGUUUCUAGUGCAUGAGUUCAUUUGUGUGAAAACUGAGUCACAAUCCUACGAGAACAUCUCACACAAGCCGAGGCUUGAACUUGUGACUGAUGUGGUGAUUCUAGUUGGUUGUUUAUUAUUCUGUUGAUUCCAUUUUUUCUGCAUUUUGUCCCUCAAACUUAUAAUUUCCUCCCCAAUUUGUAAAUAUUGAUCAUUUAUACAUAAAAAAGUGGUCAUAAUAAAGAAAACACCAUACUUUGC
Molecule: messenger RNA, 2396 nt
Organism: Archocentrus centrarchus (flier cichlid)
Lineage: Eukaryota; Metazoa; Chordata; Actinopteri; Cichliformes; Cichlidae
Gene: tmem127
Product: transmembrane protein 127
Exons: 3
Coding region: 528-1241 (237 amino acids)
Biological process (GO): negative regulation of cell population proliferation; negative regulation of TOR signaling
Cellular component (GO): membrane
Source: RefSeq, a predicted model, not a curated record